This is a messenger RNA of Botrytis deweyae, 2232 nucleotides long. RefSeq lists its product as uncharacterized. The record is from RefSeq and is a predicted model, not a curated record. The coding region runs from base 1 to 2232 and encodes 743 amino acids. Lineage: Eukaryota; Fungi; Ascomycota; Leotiomycetes; Helotiales; Sclerotiniaceae. Gene Ontology annotation, molecular function: ATP binding; protein serine/threonine kinase activity. Gene Ontology annotation, cellular component: cell cortex. Gene Ontology annotation, biological process: protein phosphorylation; intracellular signal transduction. The transcript has 2 exons.
AUGUCGAAUUCGGAACAAAGAAUGCUCGAGAGCCGAAUACAAAAUGGAAGUCUCGAAGCUGUGUCAGGUCUCAUGUCCGACCAAGCUGGGCAUAGUACAACCACUUUUAUGAACGAUGUAAAAGCAACACAAAACUCAAACAUUUCUUUACCUUUAUCUCUUCAAUCAAAUCAAAUCCCAGCUUUCACGGCCAUCUUCAAAUCGAAUACCAUAGCACCUUCGCCCCCUCACAGCAGAUCCACUUCAACAAACGAGGCAUACACCCCACUCGCGCUUGACACCACUUCUCGUCUUCACCCAAAUAUAGAUUCGUCAUAUAGCCAAACUCCGAGUCCUCUAAGCGCGGGUCUGCGGAUACAAACCGAUAUCGCUCCAGGUUAUACAAUAACAUCUGCCAGCACAGGAACCGGAGUGACUGAGCGCGACUCUCCCGAUACUAUUCGCAUUCCAUCAAGAUCCGGUGGGCAGAUAGGAAUGUCUCUCGCGCGAACUCCAAGUGUGAAGAAUGUCCUGGCGAGUAGCAUAGGUAGCAACGGUUCGGCGCCAAACUCAGCAUUAUCCUCACCAAUGUUGAACGCAAUGGCAGAUGUGACCCCUCUCCCCUCACCACUCAUGUCGGGAGAUUCACCGGGACCAUGGAAACGAUUAAACUCGAGACGAACAUCCCGCGAGCAGAUGCUACCAAUGCAUGCGGAUUCGGCUCUGAUCACAUCAAACGGCGAAUCAGUUUCCUCUGCGAUUGCCAAUCAACAAAAGAGAAGAGUAUAUCAUGGGUUAAUAACAAAUGCUGUCGAAUCUGGGUUGACGGAUGCUCAAAUAAACCGAAAAAAGAAUGCUGAAGGACACACCCGGAAUAGAAGUAUGAGCGAAUAUGUACCGGAAGCUUCGCAAGUACCAAAACCUCGGAAUGUCACUGUAUCGGGUUCACAUGCUCCAAUCAUGGAUGGAGCAGUAGAUGGUCCACAAUCAGACAUGCAUAUGCGGAGAGAACCACAUUUAGCAGUUCAACGAGGAUUGGCUCCCAUUCCAAGACCACCUACCCCACCAUCGAGUCGAACGGGAGGGGAAAGCAGUGAUAGUGAUUCAUCAUUGACCACUAACAACAUUCCUAGAGCUCUUCGAAAAUCGAGAUAUGAAUACUUUGAUGCGUAUACUAGAAAUGAUUCUAAACGACGAAGAUGGAGAGGUAUAAAAGUUUUGGGCCAAGGCACUUUCAGCAAAGUGAUUUUGGCUACCAGUCAAGUCCAAGAUGCCGAAGGUCGCAUAGAUGAAGACAAUGUGUUCGGGAUUGAAUCGAUUGUUACACCUAUGGAGACAAAAGUCGACCGAAAAAAGUUGGUAGCGAUUAAGAUUUGUGAACAUGGUCCGAAAGGAGGGGCAUCUGAAGAAAGAGUAGAAAUGUCACUGAAACGUGAAUUGGAAAUCAUGAAAUCGAUACAUCAUCCUUCAUUGGUUCACCUCAAAGCUUGGAGCAUAGAAGAGACUAGAGCUAUUCUGGUUUUAAGUUAUUGUCCCGGUGGAGAUCUAUUCGAAGUGGCCAGUCAGCAUCGAGAUAUUCUCGUCCCAUCGUUACUUAGACGGAUGUUUGCAGAGCUGAUUGGUGCUGUCCAAUAUUUACAUGAUAGGCGUAUUGUUCACCGGGAUAUCAAAUUAGAAAAUGUCUUGGUCAACCUUCCUCAACAUGAACUUGCAAAACCACAAGACUGGACUAAAUAUCCUUACUCCAUCAUCACCCUCACCGAUCUCGGUCUCUCUCGACGCGUAGCCGAUGAUGAAAAACUUACUACCCGUUGUGGAUCAGAUGAUUAUGCUGCCCCAGAAGUUAUCAUGGGUCAACCAUAUGAUGGACGCGCUACAGAUGCUUGGUCUCUUGGUGUCUUACUCUAUGCAUUACUGGAAAGUAGAUUGCCAUUCGAUCCUAAUCCAGGAAUGCCAGAAGGACACAAACAACGCAGUCGAACAAGUCAUCGAAUUGCACGAGUUGAAUGGAGAUGGAUUGAAUAUUUCGGUGAAGAGGGAGAUCAUGAGAGUGACCCGGAUAAAUUCAAGGAAAAGGGAUUGUUAGGUGCAAUGGAGAUUACAGAGGGAUUGUUGAAGAGAGCAAGGAGUAGAUGGACAUUGGAGAAAGUUCAGGAAAAUGAGUGGGUCAAAGGAGGUGUUGAUGUGGAGGGUGGUGUCAAAUGGAGAGAAGAAGUCAUUCCUGAGGAAGUCAGAGGUAGUGUGGAAUUCUAG